Molecule: messenger RNA, 460 nt
Organism: Vidua macroura (Pin-tailed whydah)
Lineage: Eukaryota; Metazoa; Chordata; Aves; Passeriformes; Viduidae
Product: feather beta keratin-like
Exons: 2
Coding region: 1-453 (150 amino acids)
Cellular component (GO): intermediate filament
Molecular function (GO): structural constituent of cytoskeleton
Source: RefSeq, a predicted model, not a curated record
AUGCCCCAAGGCCAUGGGACAAGACUGUCCCGCCCAUCCAGAACCAGCAUAAAAGCCAGCCAAGAGGCACUCUUCCUCACACACUUCUCCUCAACUCUGCCCUGUCUCAUCCCUUCUCUUCCAGGCACCAUCCACAUCACAGCCAUGGCCUGCAACAACCUCUGCCAGCCCUGCGGACCCACCCCGCUGGCCAACAGCUGCAAUGAGCCCUGUGCCCUGCAAUGCCAGAACUCCAGCGUCAUCAUCAACCCUUCCCCUGUGCUGGUCACCCUGCCAGGACCCAUCAUGACCUCCUUCCCCCAGAACACCGCCGUCGGAUCCACCUCCUCGGCUGCUCUGGGCAGUGAGCUCAGUGCCCAGGGACAGCCCGUCUCUGGUGGAUUUGGCUUUGGCCUUGGCUACGGCCUGGGAGGCCUGGGCUGCUAUGGCAGAAGGGGCGGCUACAUCUGCUAAGGGCCUU